AUGUCCUUUGAGUUUAUCGACAACAAACUCAGCAUCGAUCCAGCCACUCGAAAGCAGAUCCGGCGCCAUGCGGCCAUGGGGGAAAAUAAAGGCAAAACAAUCGUGCGACCAUCGAGGAAACACGCGUCAAGGACCACUAUAUCUUCAUUUCAUCCCCCCAAGAUAGUAGAAAAGGCACCCGGCCUGGCGAAAGAAAGUUCUCAGAUUGAACGGCCGAUAGGUGAUGGGCUGGUUUUUCCAGCGCCACUGUUUGGGGAAUCGAGGGCGCUUGUGAAGAAAGUCGUUGACUUCCUAUGCGCCACACGACAUGCGCCUCAGCUGAACAAAGCCCUUGACUUGACUGGUCACGCUUCCUCAGUAUGGGUGCGGUACAUGUUUAUCGAUGAAGCCUGCUUUCAUUGCACCGUGGCAACGUCAAUACUGUGCCUCAACAACCUCGUCACCAAGCAAGAGGGUAUCCUGCAAGCGAUGAGUCACAUAUCCCACACAUUCCGCUUGAUCAAUCAACGACUUUCCCGUCAGGAAGCGAUCAGCGAUACGACCAUGGCGGUCAUAGUAAGCAUGGCUCAGUACGAGAGACAUCAGGACCAAUAUCGACGAGGAUUGGUCCACAUUCAAGGUUUACAGAGAAUGGCUCAGCUACAAGGCGGGGUCUUGCAGCUUUUGAAGAGCCAUCAUAUACUUGUCCAGAAAAUGUUGCGUACUGAUCUUGAGUACUCUCUGCAGCUGGGUUCAUCAACGCUAUUUAGCCUGCAGGACGCCAUCAAGGAAAAUGAGAUGAUGAACGAUCUCUACGGGGACCCUAAGCGACAGGAUCGCGCACGUAUCAGCAAAUCCUGUCGGUCCCCUUUGUCGAGAAAACUGCCUGACGAUCUUCAGGACCUCUUCAAUAAUGUGGCAUCCCUUGCCUCAAGACUCAAUGACGCAACGAACGGAGUCGGACCCAAGCUGAAUUCCUGCACCUUUCACAGUGACCUGCUCGUCCUGGGGUAUCGUUUGGGGAAUCUGUACCCCUUGGGUGGGUGCCGUCCCAAAUGCGCAAUUGAGAACACAAUCCAUCUAGGCCUCACUGCAUUUUUGGUUACAUUCUUGCCGGGACUCGACCGUCGCAUUGCUCACAAUGCUCUUCUCUCAAAUUCACUUCUCAAUGCCGCUCAAAAUCUUUCGGAAAAUGCACUAGAUAUUCAGGAAAUGUUACUCUGGAUGCUCUGUAUAGGAGCUGCGUCAUCAUCCCAGCUGGGGGCACAUCCUAUGUGGAUUUCGAGGUUGAUUGAGACUAUGGAUACUCUGAAAUUGGGGACAUGGGAACACGUUCGGGAGAUACUUGAAAAAUACCCUUGGGUCAACACAGUGCACGAUUCAGCUGGAAAAGCCCUCUGGCAUAGAUCAAAUAAAGAAUAUGCUGAGCCGGCUUCAACGUCACUAGGACCUACUAUUCAAGCCCCAACGCGGCCUCAGUCUGGCACAAACUAA
This is a messenger RNA of Aspergillus thermomutatus, 1473 nucleotides long. RefSeq lists its product as uncharacterized. The coding region runs from base 1 to 1473 and encodes 490 amino acids. The record is from RefSeq and is a predicted model, not a curated record. Lineage: Eukaryota; Fungi; Ascomycota; Eurotiomycetes; Eurotiales; Aspergillaceae. The transcript has 4 exons.